AUGGAGAACCACAGCCUCACGGCAGUGACUGAGUUCAUCCUGAUGGGCAUCACUGACCGCCCUGAGCUUCAGGCCCCAUUAUUCGGACUGUUCCUCCUAAUCUAUCUGGUCUCACUGGUGGGCAAUGUGGGCCUGAUUAUCCUCACCAUGGUGGAUUCCAGGCUGCAAACACCCAUGUACUUCUUUCUCAGACACCUCGCUGCUACAGAUAUUGGGUAUUCAACAGCCGUGGGACCCAAAAUGUUAACAAAUUUUAUUGUUGAUCAAAAUAGAAUAUCCCUUAACCUUUGUGCUACACAGUUAGCCAUCUUUCUUCUGUUCAUUGCUUGUGAACUUUUUAUACUGUCUGCAAUGUCCUAUGACCACUAUGUAGCCAUCUGCAAGCCUUUGCUUUAUAUGGUCAUCAUGUCAAAAAGAGUAUGUUGGAUGCUCGUGGCAAUCCCUUAUCUUUACUGUACAAUUGUGGCUCUUCAAAUUACAAUUAAGAUUUUCACGUUCUCCUUCUGUGGAUCCAACGUCAUCAGUCACUUCUAUUGUGACAGUCUCCCUUUGUUAUCUUUGGUCUGCUCAAACACACAAGAAAUUGAAGUGGUAAUGUUGUUCUUAUCAGCUUUUAAUUUGAUUUUUUCUCUUUUAGUUGUUCUUGUGUCCUAUCUGCUCAUCCUAAUGGCCAUUCUCAGGAUGAACUCUGCUGAGGGCAGACACAAGGCUUUCUCCACCUGUGGGUCCCACCUAACAGUAGUCACUGUUUUCUAUGGGACGCUGAUAUUUAUGUAUGUUCAACCCAAAUCUAGGCACUCCUUUGACACUGAUAAAGUGGCUUCAAUCUUUUACACAUUGAUUAUCCCCAUGUUGAAUCCCUUGAUCUACAGCUUAAGGAACAAAGAUGUAAAAGCUGUCCUUUAUAGGACAGGGAAAAGACUACAGAGUGCUUUCUUUUGA
This is a messenger RNA of Psammomys obesus (fat sand rat), 942 nucleotides long. RefSeq names its product olfactory receptor 8K3-like. Gene Ontology annotation, molecular function: olfactory receptor activity; odorant binding; G protein-coupled receptor activity. Bases 1 to 942 code for a protein of 313 amino acids. Lineage: Eukaryota; Metazoa; Chordata; Mammalia; Rodentia; Muridae. Gene Ontology annotation, cellular component: membrane. Gene Ontology annotation, biological process: G protein-coupled receptor signaling pathway; sensory perception of smell. The record is from RefSeq and is a predicted model, not a curated record. The transcript has a single exon.